AUGGACGACAUCAGGAAAGACGACCUGUCAGAUCUUGACAGAAUAUCUGUUCCCAUGAUGGUGAAGGCCUUUGUCUUCUAUGAGCUCCAGCCGGGAGUGGAUACAAACCACUUCGCAGCCUCAGUCAAAGAAGGGCUGAGCAAUGCGACCCGUCAGUUUCCUUUCAUGGCGGGAAAUCUUCAAGUUGACAAGUCUGGGAGACUCUGCAUCGUGACAGCCCCAGGAAAGCAUGUGCGGUGCAUCGUCAACUAUUUGGGCCCCAGAGAGCACAAGUCAUUCUCUGCCUUGGCCACCGGUUCGUUCUCUCCAAAUGAUUUGGACCCUGUCUUACUCCUACCUGAGAUGCCUGCGGACGAGAAACCAGUAUGCGCUCUGCAGUUGAACGUUAUCGAGGGCGGCCUGAUCCUAGGCUUCACCAUGCAUCACAUGGUAGGGGACUGGGCGUCCAUGGACGCGUUCCUAUCCUUGAUCUGUCAAGGCGCCAAAGCCCAUCAGCAAGGCCAGGAGAUGCCCGUCUACACCCCAGAUCUCAACAAAACGCCAUACAACGGAACAGAGGGCCUCCCAAGGCAGGAACUUCUCGACAGGCUCCCAACGUACCACGUGGCAGAAAAGGCCCCCUUUGUUCCAAAGCCCCCUCCGCCCUUCCAAACAAGCAUCUAUCAGAUCACCGAGGCCUCCGUUCAACAACUCAAAGCGCAAUGCACUCCGUACCUCCAGGGAGUAGACUACAUAUCCACGUACGACUGCAUCUCUGCGCUCCUCUGGACUUCGAUCACCCGUGCCCGAAUCCGUCUGCACCCAGAGAAAGCCACAUCAUUGACUCGUCUCCUCCAUCCCGUCAAUGUGCGCUCCCGGGACCCAGAGAACAGAACCUCGGAGCGGUACUUUGGCAAUGGAGCCUUUCCUACUCACGCGGGCCCUAUGACUGCCCAAGAGAUGACCUUAGAUGGAGAGAAAGGUCUUGCAACUGCAGCUAGCCUGAUCCGCCAAUCCAUAGACCCCGUCAGUCUGUCCUCGAUCCAUGAUCUGACCUCGCUUGUCAAGACCCUCUCCCCAACAGAACAACUCGGUGUGCACAGUGACUUUCAUGACAUGGAUAUUCUCAUGAACAGCUGGUGCACCCGGGGCAUCGGUAUCGACAAGUACCACAUGGGAGGAGGCUCAUUGCCGGUUGCCUUUCGAACGCACCGGCCAGUCACUGGGGCUUAUUGCUUGGUUUUGCCCAGUAUUGGACGGAGGGACAACAGAGUGUUUGAGAUUUUUGUGCAGGUGGCUGCCGAGGAGCACGAACUGCUGAGGAGGGAUGAAGAGUUUCUCAAGUAUUUUGAGCUGGUGGCAGCAUAA
Aspergillus terreus NIH2624 is the source of this 1347-nucleotide messenger RNA. RefSeq lists its product as uncharacterized. Gene Ontology annotation, biological process: secondary metabolite biosynthetic process. Gene Ontology annotation, molecular function: acyltransferase activity, transferring groups other than amino-acyl groups. The record is from RefSeq and is a predicted model, not a curated record. NCBI's taxonomy places the organism in Eukaryota, Fungi, Ascomycota, Eurotiomycetes, Eurotiales, Aspergillaceae. Bases 1 to 1347 code for a protein of 448 amino acids. The transcript has a single exon.